AUGAGCGAAAGCAUCAACAUGGAGAUGUGCCCUGUGUAUGCACCCUUCUUCGGUGCCAUGGGUGUGACGGCAGCUAUUGUGUUUACGUGUCUGGGCGCCAGUUACGGUACGGCCAAGUCGGGUGUCGGUAUCUCGGCCAUGGGUGUGCUCCGCCCUGAUCUCCUGAUUCGCUGCAUUAUUCCCGUGGUUAUGGCCGGUAUCAUUGCUAUCUACGGUCUCGUGGUGAGUGUGCUCAUCUCUGGUGACCUCAAGUCGCCCAUGACCUUGUACGCUGGCUUCAUCCAGCUGGGCGCUGGUCUUUCUGUCGGUCUAGCUGGUUUGGCUGCCGGUUUCGCUAUCGGUAUUGUGGGUGACGCUGGUGUGCGCGGCACGGCUCAGCAACCUCGCUUGUACAUCGGUAUGAUUCUUAUCCUCAUUUUCGCCGAAGUACUGGGUCUAUACGGUCUCAUUGUGGCCCUGAUUCUGAACACGAGGAGCCAGGAUGCACCUCAGUGCAUGAUUCGGGCCUAA
Messenger RNA from Malassezia restricta, 510 nucleotides. RefSeq names its product V-type H+-transporting ATPase 16kDa proteolipid subunit. Gene Ontology annotation, molecular function: proton-transporting ATPase activity, rotational mechanism. Bases 1 to 510 code for a protein of 169 amino acids. Gene Ontology annotation, cellular component: proton-transporting V-type ATPase, V0 domain. Lineage: Eukaryota; Fungi; Basidiomycota; Malasseziomycetes; Malasseziales; Malasseziaceae. The record is from RefSeq and is a predicted model, not a curated record. Gene Ontology annotation, biological process: proton transmembrane transport. The transcript has 4 exons.